Messenger RNA from Oncorhynchus masou masou (cherry salmon), 1176 nucleotides. RefSeq names its product ankyrin repeat domain-containing protein 1-like. Gene Ontology annotation, cellular component: nucleus. NCBI's taxonomy places the organism in Eukaryota, Metazoa, Chordata, Actinopteri, Salmoniformes, Salmonidae. Bases 147 to 1145 code for a protein of 332 amino acids. Gene Ontology annotation, molecular function: protein binding; transcription cis-regulatory region binding. The record is from RefSeq and is a predicted model, not a curated record. Gene Ontology annotation, biological process: positive regulation of transcription by RNA polymerase II. The transcript has 10 exons.
GCGAGUCACCCAGGCUAGAACAUGAUCUCAUUCCUUGCCGGCUCCAAACACAUAUAAAAUGUGGAACUGAGGCCCGCAACCGUAGAGCACAGACAGUUGACACUGGUCAUUGACUGGAGAUUUGAGCUACCACAUAUACUUGACAAAUGAUGAUGGGUAUUCUACGAGUACAAGAGCUGGUUUCCGGCAAGAAAUGUGAGGGCAAAGAAUCUGGAGAUGUGCAGUCUUCAGAGGGAGAUUACGAGACAUCCAUCAACCAGGAGAAACAAGAGGACCUGAGAUCUCACAAGGACAGCCUGGCUGACACCGAUGCCCCCAUGAAUUUAAAUGUAGACAAAUCUGGCCAUCUGCGGUUAGAGACAAUUGAUGACCUCCAGAUUAUGCUGCAACUGAGGAAGUUGAGAAAGAGAGCGAGAAGAGUACAAGUUCACAAGCCACCACCCGCACCCGAGACUGUGCCUUACUAUGUGGAUGAGGUGGACUUUUUCAAGGCCUGCGAGGAGAACAAACUGCCAUUGAUCGAGAGGUAUCUGGAAAAAUCAGGAGACGUCAAUGCUUGUGACAAUUUCAGACGUACAGGCCUGCACAGAGCUUGCACACAGGGACAUGUGGUCAUUGUGAAGAGGCUAUUGGAGGCUGGAGCUUUAAUUGAGAACAAAGACAUGCUGGAUACCACUGCUGUCCAUUGUGCCUGCCGAGGAGGAAGCAUGCUUGUGUUAGAAGUGCUGCUCAACCACGAUGGCAGCUUCUCUGCCAGGGAUAAGCUACGCAGCACUCCCCUUCACGUUGCAGUGAGAACCGGACACUAUGAAUGCGCUGAACAUCUCGUCCACUGUGGAGCGGACAUCAAUGCCAAAGACAGAGAAGGAGAUACCCCCAUGCACGAUGCAGUAAGACUGAACAGAUUCAAAAUCAUCCAACUACUUCUGCUUCAUGGAGCCAAUCCAAAACUCAAGAAUUGCGAGGGGAAGUCACCAUUGGAUAGCACUCUGGAGUGGCAGAGUGGGGCUAAAUCCAUUCUCAGCAACUUCAAGGAUGAUGCAAAAACUCCAGUCAAGCAGCUUAUUGGAGGUCGGAGAUGUUCAAGAAGGUUGAAAAGGUUGACAAAUAACUAUAUGGGGAAAGAGAAAGUUUGGAAAUUGUAGUUGUGACUUGACUUAUGACAUCAGCAUGACU